AUGUGCUGGAGUUUGGAAACUGCGUUUAUGGACGCACAAGCCGUGGCCAGCCUGGCAAAAGUCUCGCAAGCACCGUAUAUGUUUGCCUUCACACUGGAGGCAUUUGAGCCGCUUUCCAGGUCCAACUUUCCUUACCCUUGA
Messenger RNA from Plenodomus lingam JN3, 141 nucleotides. The record is from RefSeq and is a predicted model, not a curated record. Lineage: Eukaryota; Fungi; Ascomycota; Dothideomycetes; Pleosporales; Leptosphaeriaceae.